GUGGACUGCUCGAACCAAUCAGAGGUAGAUAUCGAGCUCAAACAGUUUAUCAAAGGCUACUCAGAUGCCUUACAACCUGAAUUAGGGAUGAAACUGCUAAUUGCACAUGGAAGUCACCAAGAACUUGGUAAAGGUGAUUCAAUGACAAAUCUAAUGAUUAACAUGUGCGAUGUGGUUCACAUGUUAAUGCAUGCAACUGAAGUGCAUUACCAAUGUCCCAAGAGCGUAAGGGUACAGUCUGAUGUAUCUGAAAGGAUUGCUAAUGGAACUAGUGUUCAUGAGCCAAACACUAAUAAUUCAGAAGGAUCCCUGGCUGGUGCUGCUGUCUGGGAUGUAUUCCGCAGGCAGGAUCUUCCAAAGCUUAAUGAAUAUCUAGCUGUUCAUCGGGAAGAAUGUGCAGCUAGAUGUCAAGCAGUGUCUUCUGUUAAAUAUCCUAUUUAUGAUCAAACAGUGUACCUUAACGAUUAUCAUAAGAAGAUGUUGAAGGAUCAAUAUGAGGGACUGAAGACAAUCGAGCAGAUUACAAUGGACUCAGCUUCGGUCGAGACCAAUAUGUUGAAGCUCUGCAAGGUGAGGUCUGUUCAGUUUGGCCAAAAAGGCAUCCCCUACCUGAACACCUACGACGGCCGCACCAUCCGCUACCCCGACCCGCUCAUCAAGGCCAACGACACCAUCAAGAUCGAUCUGGAGACUAACAAGAUCAUGGACUUCAUCAAGUUUGACGUUGGCAACGUGGUCAUGGUGACUGGCGGGAGGAACACCGGGCGUGUAGGAGUCAUCAAGAACAGGGAGAAGCACAAGGGCAGCUUUGAGACCAUCCACGUGCUGCUUGGAGCUUUUUGCUAUGUCUAGUUUUCUCCUAUUUGUUGUACAGGCAAACAUAGAAUAGAAUUCAAAUUUGGUGGUCGCAAAAGUGUGGAGACUUUAAUUCAUAUAAAGUUAGGCUUAACAUUAGUGCAAACAAUUGUAUUUUAGUUUAUAUUUAGAGUACACUUAUGUAUGCGUUGUUUGACAAUGCUUAUUUAUGAUAUAUUGAAUGGUACUUAUUUAUAUUA
Zea mays is the source of this 1055-nucleotide messenger RNA. Its product is annotated as lysine-specific demethylase JMJ25. Bases 88 to 852 code for a protein of 254 amino acids. Gene Ontology annotation, biological process: translation. Gene Ontology annotation, cellular component: cytosolic small ribosomal subunit; ribosome. The transcript is spliced from 7 exons. Gene Ontology annotation, molecular function: RNA binding; structural constituent of ribosome. NCBI's taxonomy places the organism in Eukaryota, Viridiplantae, Streptophyta, Magnoliopsida, Poales, Poaceae. The record is from RefSeq and is a predicted model, not a curated record.